CAGGUAGAAGACUAUGCUGCCUACCUUGGGAUCGACGCACAGCAGGAGCCUGAGUACCUCUGGAUCGCCGAGAUGGCGCUCAUGGCGCCCCUUCCACCCGGCUGGACGGAGAACAAGGACUCGACAGGGAACGUCUUCUUCCACAACAGGUCCAUGAGCUUGAGCUCAUACGAACACCCUCUUGACCCAGCCUUCAAGUCAUACUACAAGAAGUUGAAAGCUGCU
Guillardia theta CCMP2712 is the source of this 225-nucleotide messenger RNA. RefSeq lists its product as hypothetical. NCBI's taxonomy places the organism in Eukaryota, Cryptophyceae, Pyrenomonadales, Geminigeraceae. The transcript is spliced from 2 exons. Gene Ontology annotation, molecular function: protein binding. The annotation marks the transcript as partial. The record is from RefSeq and is a predicted model, not a curated record.